UCGUAGCUUUAGUACAAUGUCUACGCCGUAGCGACGUCUCAUAGGACAAUAGCGACGCGCCGGCAAAUUGUGACGUUUUGUUAUUUUUUGUUUGAUGUGAAUAAAAGCGACUCUUUGUGACAUCCACUGAUAAAGAACGUAGUACAAUGAGGACGCUCGCUGUAAACGAACUUGUUUGUAUUAUGAAAAUUGACUAAGAAUUUGGACAAUUUAGUGCAACUAAGGAUGUAAACGAAACAGGAAAGAUUUCGUUGUUAACCAAAAUUGUUUUAGAUUAUUUUGACGAUGUGACGUUAGUGUUGGUGAAUAUAAUAUAAUAAUUAUUAUAAUACAAUAAACAUUCUUAUGCGAGGUAAUAUUGUCAUGGAGUUUUCUAAUUCGUUCAUACAGUUGCUGUAUUGAGGUACCAAACCGAUAGAUUAACCGGCCAAAGUAAAAUGUUGUGACAUAUGUAUUAGCCUGCAUAAUAAUUGAAGGCUUACAAAAAUGUGUUCCAUAAAAAGAUUCGACAAUGUGACUAGUAAUAGAACCUUUCUGUUCAUUAUUGUGCUAUUAUCUCUGAAAUUGUGUAGUCCUCAGGACCUGAGUGAGGAAUUUGUAAAUGAGGACAGUGUCGAAACGAUGUCAGAUUUGGGUAUGGUGGUGCCAGUGAAAAAAGUGAAAAUGACAAGAAACGUUGUGGGGCCAUGUAGACUAAGUGAACUACUUUGUGAUACAGGGCAGUGUAUUUCAUUGGACAAGUAUUGUAAUGGCGAGGACGAUUGUGGUGACAAGAGCGAUGAACCCAAAUCGUGCACACCAUGUAAUAGAACAUAUAUGGGUGAUGUCGGCCGCACAUAUGAAUUAGAAGUACGACGGCCACGUGAAGACCAUCUUCCAUUCGUAUGUCAUCUUAAUUUUACGGCACCUGGAGGCAAUUACGGAGAUAUAAUACAGUUGACAUUCGACACUUUCACCGUGGGCAAAUUUGUGUCGUUCACAUCAGAUGGGUGUCCGGAUGGACACAUGACUAUAGUAGAAAGAAGUCCAUCGCCCCCCACUGGACAGUGGUGUGGGUCUGCGUGGGGGUACACCGUAUAUUUUAGUGAAUCCGACUCUAUUAACAUGACACUCAGAUUAGAUAGAUUGAGCCAACAGGGUGUGGGAUACAAUUUCGACUUCAAGUUGGCUUACAAGUUUCUAAGACGGAGUGAAGCGCGGUUGCGGUAUGGAAACGCGACAGUGGGGGCGUGGAGGGGAGAACGGGUACCAGGGACAUACUGUGACCGCAUACUGAGUGACUGCGAUCUACGUGCGUGUCGCAUUCAGUCACCUAACUUCCCUGGUGUCUAUCCGAGAAAUGCUACUUGUACAUACCGCAUUGAGCAUACUAAGAUACCAGCGGAUAAACAUGUUUUACUAAUAGUGAGGCAGACAAACAGCCAUAAAAUACAUAUCAAAGACCAAAUAGUAAAGUACGAUAGAAGUCAACGUGUGUUAAAGAUAUGGGACCAAUGCAACGUAGUGCAAGAUUAUCUGACAGUUUGGGAUGGUGCUACGCGGGAAUCACCGGUAUUGGUGCGCCUUUGUGGUGGAGAUGCUGUCCCGGAUAUCAUCAGUCGAGGUCCCAACAUGCUACUGGAGUUUCAUACAUCACCAUACGAUAAUCCUUUCCACCCAGUUCCUCUGAGCUACCUUCCUGGAUUUGAACUGGAAGUACAGGUGCUGUACGUAGACAAAGAUUCACAUUCGUACGUGCGUCCCGACGGACGGUGUCGUUUUGUUUUGCGCUCCUCAGACAAAACGAGUGGAGUAUUAAGAAACCCACGACACUCGCUACCACCGAACACUUCGUGUGUAUAUUACUUUCAGGGUCGGCCGAAUGAAAUAGUGUGGGUAUCUUUCGUGAAAUACCAUUCAGCGGGUACGGAACCCGCUGGGUUUGAUCAGCAGAAGGACUGUUCGUCUCAGCUCACUAUAUGGGACGGAGCCGCACCUGACGCGGACCUUGACAGGAAGUUGGACAUGAGCGACAAAAAAUCGCUUCUCGGAUCGUUUUGUCGCGAAGAAUCGCCAAGAUUAUGCGACCACGCUUUGUUAUCGAAUGCAACAAGGGCGACCAGACCAUGUGCACCGUCAGAGAGUUAUAUCACUACCGGGCCAGCUUUAACUAUCCUACAGGAACUUCGACAAGGCUCAGCACUAUAUCCUGUAUCUUUUUUACUUCGCUACGAAUUUGUUGACGUAAGCGAGCAAGGACAGCCAUUAGUCGACUCUCAAUCAGCCUGCGACAGAGUUUUCAAAUCUGCUCAAACUUACUCAGGAAGGUUCCAAGCUCCCAGAGCAAUAUUCUAUUAUGGACGAGGUGGUGCACAGAAUAUUACUUGCAUCUUAAGAUUUGAAGCAAAGCAAGGCGAAAGAAUUCAACUUACUUUCACGAGUACUUAUUUUGGAAAUAAAUAUUGUAAUACACAUAAAGAUCCACGAACUGGUCGCUGGGAAUGUGACAGGCCUUCAAAAAGAACUAUAGGAGGUGAAGGACUUGCUCAAAUUAUCAUUACUGAAAUUCCAUGGGAAGGGGUGCCUAUACGGAGAGACUGUCUUUGUACAAAUCGAUCUGAACCUAUAAAUAUACAUACUCUCACUGCUCCAGUUGUUGAAGUUAAUUUCACAGUAACUAUGAUGAAUAUAACCGAAGAUUAUGAUGACUUUGCUUUUGAAGGUGAAUAUAAAUUUAUUCCUACUGGACCCGGUGAUGAAACUGUCUGUUCUUCUGGUUGGGGUGAAAGACGACUUAGAGGAAGUAGUGGAGAAAUCCGACUUUUCGACAAAAGACAAAUUUCAAUUGCUCCAGAAAUUGUUGGUGAUAGAAACGUAAUAUCAGAAAGCGUUAGAGCUGAAGUUGCUUGCGUUCAUAGACCGUGGCUCAUAGAGCCAGGAGGUGAUGAAGUUGACCCAAUACAAGGUAGAUAUCUGUACGUGAAAAUUCCUGGAUAUGAUGUGACAUCAACAUCACCAUUCUGUUCUACCCCUAAUAGAUUAUUUAUUUAUGAAGCCAGAGAUACUUCUCGAGUACGAGAAAUCUGUCCUGAUACCGUUAACUUUAUAGAAUUAUUUUCACCUGGAUGGAAAUCAUCACAAGCACCUCUAGAAUCAUCAUUGAAACCCCAUGCUAGGAGCUAUGUUAUAGAUUUCUUGCAACAUGAACAAGCGGAUUACUCGAUUAAGUGGAUAGAAUUGAUGAAGAAACCAGUCUUUGAGCCAGAUCCAGAAUCCAAUCUCCUGCCAUCAUCAAUAUCACUUGAAUGUCGAUAUAGCUGUCCUGAACUGAAUGCUUGCAUACCUCUGGCAUUGUGGUGUGAUGGAAGUGCUCACUGCCCUUCAGGCUAUGAUGAAGACGAUUCUAAUUGCUCAUUUAGGAUAUCUUUGCCGCCGCCAUAUGUGGCAGCAGCUGCAGGUGUUGGUCUUCUUAUUUGCGCUGUGACAGUAGCUCUAUGUGCAUGUCGAAGGCGUCGAAGAAAAGAUAAAGAGUUUAAGGCAAGAUUAGAUGGUGCAUUGCCUCCAGAAGAAAGGCCUUUUGAUCGUGCUAAAGCCAAUGGUGUACCCGAACCAUCUCAGCAGUACGCCACAGUACAAAAGUAUGCAACAAUAGAUAAGUACAGUUUAAGCCAAAAGUAUAGUGCUGGUUUGAACGAUGCAAGAUACUACGAUGAGGUAGCACAAAGGGAUAAACUCGCAGAUACUAGAUAUGCUAGCUUAGGUCGAGCAGGUCGAGGUGCGAGAUUUGAAAAUUCUAGAGGUAAUGGUUCUCGUAGAGCUAUGCCCGACUUGGGUUACCCUGAUCUUAAAGAUGGUUUCUGUUGACCCUCUCCCGAUCUUCUAGAAACAACUGUAUAGCAAUUUGUGUAAUUCGGACGUUUUCCGAAGAAAAAAAAUACUUGAUUAUUUUAACAUUAGAAUGAAGACUGAAUUUGGCAAAAGUGCCUGCCUAACAUUUUUGGUCAAAUCCGUAGAAAUUGACGAACUUAAAAAUGGACUGUUAAAAACACAUUUUUUAGCUUUGUUUGUAUCUCAUUGAUUAUAGCCUAUAGUACCUACAUAUAAAGAAUAUGAACAAUCUACAUAUUGGUUCCAAAACAAGUUUUAGAUUCCGAUAAAGAAAUAUAAACAAGUCUCACGAAGGUUAUCCCACCAACUAACAUAUCUUAUGUACAUAAUUGCUUGACAAUACGAUUUUAAGGUACAAUAUAAAUCAUAUUAAAAGUGUGUUAGUGAAAUGAGUGGUAAGUGUUCUAACUCUACCUACUUUGAUAUGGAACUUGAUCUAAGUUUGUGAUUUAAAGAAAAAAAAAUCAAUUGUGUAAAUUCUCAAAUCGCUACAGAACAGUAAUGUCUAAUUUUAUGUGAGUAAUAUUAACUUAUCUAUUAAACAUUCUAGAUAUAAGAAGAAAAUGUGAUAUAGGUUGUAAAAAUAGUAGAUAAGCGUUCACGAACUGUAUAACUAAACUUAGAUAAAAUGAUUUUCCUUUUGUGUAUAAAAAAAAAACGGUAAUGAUGUAUCUAAUAGUGGUUGUAUAUAAAUUAUCGAUUAGGAUUUUUAAAGUCUGUAAUUAUUUCCAGGUAAACGGAAAAUUAAAGUCAUUUC
Galleria mellonella (greater wax moth) is the source of this 4624-nucleotide messenger RNA. RefSeq lists its product as uncharacterized. Gene Ontology annotation, molecular function: protein binding. Gene Ontology annotation, cellular component: plasma membrane. NCBI's taxonomy places the organism in Eukaryota, Metazoa, Arthropoda, Insecta, Lepidoptera, Pyralidae. The record is from RefSeq and is a predicted model, not a curated record. The transcript is spliced from 13 exons. The coding region runs from base 487 to 3843 and encodes 1118 amino acids.